Messenger RNA from Lodderomyces parapsilosis, 2649 nucleotides. It is a transcript of the gene TPS2, whose product is annotated as trehalose-phosphatase. The transcript has a single exon. Gene Ontology annotation, biological process: fungal-type cell wall organization; cellular response to heat; trehalose biosynthetic process. The coding region runs from base 1 to 2649 and encodes 882 amino acids. Gene Ontology annotation, molecular function: catalytic activity. NCBI's taxonomy places the organism in Eukaryota, Fungi, Ascomycota, Pichiomycetes, Serinales, Debaryomycetaceae. The record is from RefSeq and is a predicted model, not a curated record. Gene Ontology annotation, cellular component: cytosol; alpha,alpha-trehalose-phosphate synthase complex (UDP-forming).
AUGCCUGAGUUGAGUCAAUUGAAAGUAUCUCCGGCCAACAUCCAUGCGGUAUCUCCGAAAGAUUUUGCUAAUAAUGAUAAAGUGAAAUUAUCCGGUCGUAUCCUAAAUGUACUGACAACUUUGCCUACUCAAAUUGUUAGCAACUAUGACUCCGAAACCAAUCGUUACUAUUGGGAUGUCGACAUUGUGCAUGGUACCCUGGCUUUAUUUUCAUCUCAAAGCUUUUUACAACAGCAUACCGAUUGGGAAACUCAUGUUAUUGCUUGGACAGGUGAGUUGAAAAACAAAGUGAAAAAUACUGUCAACGUUACAGCUGAUAAUUUGGAAGACGAUCCAUUGUAUCUUGAUGAUGAAGAUAAGGACGAAAUUGAAAAGAAGCUUCAAAAGGCGAUAGGGUCGAAAAAUAUCCAUCCAAUUUGGCUAUUAAGACGUGAUCAAGAAAGAUGGAGAAAAUAUGCCGAGAGUGUGAUUUGGCCAGUGUUUCAUUACUUUCUGGGAACUCCGUCGGAUGGAAAAGACGAAAUUCAAGCAUGGCACGAUUAUGUAAAAUUCAACGAGGCAUAUGCCAACAAGAUCAAACAAAUUUACAAACCCGGUGAUGUCAUUUGGAUUCAUGAUUACUAUUUGUUGUUGUUGCCUCAAUUGCUACGCAUGGAAUUCCCUGAUGCUUAUAUUGGACAUUUCUUGCAUGUUCCGUUCCCAUCUUCUGAAUAUUUCAGGUGUCUUUCCAAGAGAAGUCAAUUGCUAGAUGGUUUACUUGGUGCUGACAAGAUUGGUUUCCAAUCUGAAUCUUUUCAAAGACAUUUUGUGUCUUGUUGUGCAAGAGUUUUGGGAUGUGAAGUGACAAAAAACCAAAUUUUUGCUUAUGGAACUACAAUUUCGGUAGAGACAUUGCCUAUAGGUAUUGAUACGUUAAAAAUUGAGCUGGACGCUUUCUCGAAGUCAAGUGGUAUUGAUCAAAAAGUUGAAGCCAUUCGAAAUUUGUACAGGGAUAAAAAAAUUAUUGUUGGAAGAGAUAGAUUGGAUAGGGUGAGAGGGGUUGUUCAAAAACUUGAAGCGUUUCUGAUGUUUUUGGAAAUGUAUCCGGAAUGGAGAGAAAAAGUCGUGUUGAUUCAAGUUUCAACACCAGGGUACAGUCAUUCUGCAAAUGUAGAGCAAAAAGCCACCGAGUUGAUAAAUCAAAUCAACUCGCGAUACGGAACAUUGAAUCAUACGCCAGUAUUGCACUACCAAAUGAGAGUUCCAAAAGAGGAGUACUUGGCGUUAUUGAGAGUUGCUGAUUUAUGUUUGAUUACCUCGGUGAGAGAUGGAAUGAAUACAACUGCAUUUGAGUUUGUCAUUUGCCAAAAGUACAACAAUUCUCCAUUGAUUUUGUCUGAGUUUACAGGAACUGCAUCUGUAUUGAACUCAGCAAUCUUGGUUAAUCCGUGGGAUUCUGUUGGAGUGUCAAAAACCAUCAACGAUGCAUUAUCAUUCAGCGACCAUGAAAAGGAGGUUUUGGAAAGCACACUUUACAAGAAAGUCGCUUCCAAUACGAUUCAAAAUUGGACAUCAACGUUUAUUCGUGAUAUAAUUGACCACUCAAUAAUUACUCACUCCAGCCAUUACACACCGGCGUUGAAUAGACCACUUUUAUUGAGAAAUUACACUCACUCAAAAAGAAGGUUGUUUUUAUUUGAUUAUGAUGGAACUUUGACACCAAUUGUGAAGGAUCCUGCUGCGGCUAUUCCCUCAGACAAAUUGAACAGAGUAUUGGACAUAUUGGCCUCUGACCCCAAGAAUCAAAUUUGGAUCAUUUCUGGUCGAGAUCAGGCGUUUUUGGAGAAAUGGAUGGGUCGGAAACAUGUUGGGUUAUCGGCCGAGCAUGGCUGUUUUAUCAAAGAUUUAGGCUCCAAAGAGUGGGUCAAUUUAGCCGAAGCUUAUGAUAUGUCGUGGCAACCAAAAGUUGAAGAUGUGUUUAAGAAAUACACCAAGCAAACACCAGGAUCAAACAUUGAAAUCAAGAAAGUUGCGUUGACGUGGCAUUAUCGAGGAGCUGAUCCAGAAUUAGGAGCUUACCAAGCUCAAAAAUGCCUCGAUGAAUUGAACGACACCAUUGCCACUGAAUACGACGUUGAGGUUAUGUCUGGUAAGGCAAAUAUCGAAGUUAGACCCAAGUUUUUAAACAAGGGUGAAAUUGUGAAGAGACUCGUCACCCACCCACACGGAACCAAGCAAUCACUUGAAGAAGAGUUGAAUAAAGAAGUAUCUCAUGAAGAGUUGCCUGAUUUCGUGUUAUGUUUAGGCGAUGACUUGACAGAUGAGGAUAUGUUCAAGUCGUUGCACAAGAUUGAAAACCAAUGGAAAUUGGAUAAUGUUACCAAGAAUGAAUUUGGAACCUAUGGGGUGUUCCCUGUCGCAGUUGGGCCAGCAUCUAAAAAGACAGUAGCCACUGCACACUUGACUGAACCUGCACAAGUUCUUGAAACGUUGGGUUUGUUGGCGGGAACUGUGUCGUUAUUUGAGAGUGCUGGAUCUGUAGAUUUGGAUGAUAGAGGACAUGUUGCCAAUAGUAUUAGUUCAGUGAAGUCGAAGGAUGCUAUACGUGAAGCCUCUUUGAGGAAAAAGAGAAGUAUUGAACUAAAUGGAACCACGGCAGCAGCCAAGUGA